UCACACGUCGCUGAGAAGUUUAUCCCCGCAGCCUUGCCGUAGCAGAAGAACGUUGUUCUCAAGAAAAAAAUCAUGCCAAAUCUUGGGACACUAGCCAAGGUGGUGCUGCCCAUGGCAGUGCCCGGAGCCCUUGGCCUGAUGUCUGCCACUGUUUUUGCUGCAAGCCAGGCCAAAGAAAAUAACACCACUCUAAUGACUAAUGAGCUUUCACUCUAUGACACACCUGAGACCCAGCUGAGGUACGAGGAGCCCGAGGUCGGUACUGUUGAACAGGGUGUAGCAUCUCUGAGGAAGACAGUGGAACCUUAUGUUUCAUGGUGUCAGGAAAAUACACAUUUUGCCGUGGAGAAAGUACAGUCUUACUACAAGACAGUUGAGCCUGGUGUGAAUACCACCCAUAGUAUUGUAAAAGAUAUGUAUGCAUUUUUGAAUGACCCUCCAUCUGAGUUCUAUGCCACUGUGGGUGUUAUAGGAUUCUCUGGAAUUCUGGGACUUUAUUUAGCAAAAGGCAGCAGAGUCAGGAUGCUGAUGUUCCCCACUGGGCUGAUGGCUCUGAGCGCCUCCAUGUUCUACCCACAGCAUGCCGCUUCUGUUGCCAGGACCACAAAACACUGCAUAUUUUCCUGGGGUUCAGAAGGGCGAGUUGUUUUGGUGGAGCUACUGAGAGGGAAAUCAUCAUCCAAGGACAAAGUUGAGAAGACACAGAAAACAGCCAGCCAAAAAUCAAGUUGACACAGCAGUAAGUUUUAUUAGGAGUUCCUGCUUUGCACCUGGAUUCUGUUCUCUUAUCAGUGCACUGAUCAGUUUGGCAUUUGCUAUAUUAUUAUGUUGGUCGUGUUUACUGGGACUGUAUAUUUGUUUUCUGUGCACUGUAUAAAUGUACUUUUGCACAUAAAUGUACACUGCAGCAGUAAGCAGUUGGACCAACCUGAAAAAGAGUGCUUCCACACCUGACUUGCACUGAAAAUUCCAGACAUUUUUCAACAACUCAGUGACUUCUGCAAAGUACAGUAUUCUCCAGGAAAGUUAUACAGUGCAUUCUGUGGUCAUUCACUAUUCAGUGCAGAUAGUCGUCUGUGUUUUUAUCACUAUGACUUUGACCACUAUGACUGGGAGGAAAGCCUGAAGGUGUUAACUUAUGCAUAUAAUUAGGGCCGUAGCUAGGGAAUUCUGGGCCCCCUGAAAAAAUAUUGAUGCGGGCCCCCUAACAGGUGAGGUAAAUUUUCAGGAAUGUGAAAGAAUGCAGUCACAUGUAAAAUAAAACCACUUAAAAUGAUCAUUGUCUUCAUUUUUGAUGAAGAUAACAUGCUACUGCAUAAUAUUUUAUUAAAUAAAGUUAAUAAAUGUGUC
This is a messenger RNA of Sinocyclocheilus grahami, 1350 nucleotides long. RefSeq names its product MICOS complex subunit MIC26-like. The record is from RefSeq and is a predicted model, not a curated record. Gene Ontology annotation, biological process: cristae formation. Bases 73 to 732 code for a protein of 219 amino acids. The transcript has 9 exons. Gene Ontology annotation, cellular component: MICOS complex. Lineage: Eukaryota; Metazoa; Chordata; Actinopteri; Cypriniformes; Cyprinidae.